GGAGCCGCGGAGCGUGUUGACGGCUUGUUGUCCAGUGAUGCAGGCGGGCCGCCGAGGAUCCACGUCUUUUUGUUCACAGAGAGGACAAAAGGAUGAUAUGUGAUCACCUGAGCCUAUUGUUGGUACUUUACCUGGUGCUGCGCGCCAUGGGAGCGACUCCAGUCGUUCCAGGCGCCCUGGCUUUCCAAAAGAAAGUGUCCAUCCUCCUGAAAGAGGAACCACAAAACCCCAAGUGCUUUGGCGAAGGAAAGAAUGAGUUCACGUGUUUCUGGGCGGAAGAUGAGGAGCGGGCUGGUUCUGUGGAUCAAUACUCCUUCACAUACAAGUAUCAAAAUGAAAACAGCAGCACGUGCCCGCUGGAGGUCGUGCCCGCAGCAGGCGGGAAAAGGCUGUUCGUCUGCCAUCUGCCCCGGGUUCAGAUGUUCGUCAAGAUGGACAUCCAGGUUCAUAAAGAGGGAAUGUUGAUCCUCAAUCGCAGCCUUCUGCUCGAGCUUGUUUUUCUUCUGAACCCUCCAGCGAACGUGACAGUGAGCUCGACGGGUCAGCAAGGCCAGCUGAACGUAAGCUGGGUGCCGCCUCCUCUCAAGUACCUGGAUGACAGCAUGAUAUAUGAAGUUAUCUACGCUCCCGCGGACAGCCAGGUUGGGCAGGUGGAGAUGGGGCAAGCAUGCUCCGAGUUGAUUCUGCGAGGCCUUCAGUCCGGCACAAACUACAGGGUACAAGUCCGCGUGAAGUUGGAUGGGAUCGCUUACAAUGGCUAUUGGAGUGUUUGGAGUGACCCGGUGUUCAUGGAAACUCUGCAAGCAGAUAUUGACCCACUCAUCGUGUCCCUGACUUUCAUAAUCUCCUUCAUUCUUGUCCUGCUGUGUCUUUUUAUUCUCCUAUCUCAUCACAGGUUCAUUUUGAAGAAGGUCUGGCCGACCAUUCCAACUCCUGACAGCAAAUUCAUAGAUCUCUUUACCGUCUAUGACGGGGACUUCCAGGAGUGGCUAGGGCAGACCAGUGGAGGCUUGUGGCUGACGCCGGCUUUCAUCUACUCCGAAGAAUGCCCCUGUCCCCUGGAAGUACUCUCUGAACUCAGCCUUUGCCCCCCUCUUCCCUUGCCACCACUUCCACCCAAGGCUUCUCAAGUUUUGACCGCUGUCAAAAAUGAGGAGAAGGAUGUGAAGGCAGGACUGGUUGAGAGAGCGCCGUUGGACAGAGGGGAUGCAGGCUUGGCGGACGAGUGGGGAGCCACACCACACAACCAUUGGUUGAUGGAUCGCCUACGAGCGCUGCAGCAGCAUCCGGUCCCCUGCUCGCAGUCGUCUUUACUGGAGUCUCAAGACACCUACGUUACCCUCACCGCCAACAACCACUGUGAGGACGACCACCUGGACGAAAGCCUUGAGGAAACCUCGCCCCUGGAGGUUCUUUUCGCUUCCAGAAAGAGAGCACUGUGCGAAUCUCACUCCGACCUCGGGUCUGUGCCCCAAAGCUCUGGGUCAGGUCGUCUGUCAUCCCAGUCCAGCUUUGAGUACCCAAACCACGUUUGGACGUCCAAAGGUCCUGAGUACACCUACAUGGCAGUGGCAGACUCUGGCGUCUCAAUAGAUUACAGCCCCAUGAGCAGAGUCGAUGACAUAGGCAAAGUGGUUGUCUACGCUAAUGACUACAAAAAUCAGAUCCCUGCCCAAAGGAGAUUCUGCCAAGUGGGGCAGUACCCCAUCCAUGACGACGGCUGACAGUCGAAAUGGACAGGGUCACACAUGGACAGAGGGUUUAAGCAAGCUCUAUGAAGAGUAUCUGGAUAUUCCCCCCAAGGCUGUAGCUACAGCCUCCCAUCAACUGUUAAGAAAAAGGAGCUGGUUGAUACCAAAGUGUAAGCUAAAGGACUGAAACAUAAGGGUCCUCUGGAUGCAUCAGAUCUGUACAGAAGGUUACACUUACAAAGAAAAUGUCUUAACACCCAAUACUGAUAAUCAGCAAUCAUUUAUAUUGCAUCCUGGACAUGAGGUGAAGAUUUCUCAAUUGGAGUGGACGACUUCCUCGAGUCUUUUUACAGUGAUGUAUACAUGUUUGUGCUAAAUGUGCUCCGCUUUUCAGCUUAAUCGUUGCAAGGGCUAUGAAGUUUACACAUGCAAACGUCGCGAAAUAAGAGACUGAUAUAACAACAUUCUUAUUGUCAAGAAAUUCCUGAGCGAGGCAGAUAACCAACAACCCAAACACAAGCCCUCCUGUCUAAAGCUUGAUAUGUUUUAUCUUAUUUCUGCGCCAAACACCCUGUUUUUUUCAAACAGCAUUGAACAUAGGACAGCUGUGUUAGCAGCAGAGCAGUUUGUUAGGUACCAGUUUCAACAAACGCUUAUAAUGACAACGCUGAUGUUUGUUAUAUGAUUGUGUACAAUCUUGGCUAGCAUCCUAACAAUUGAUUAUUGGCAAACACAAAAAUCAGGCUGCAUAGAAUGGGAAUGUCAAUAAUUUUCAAGGUAUUUAGACAAAUUAAACUACUAGGCCAAUCAAAACUUUAGCUCUGAUGAUGAUGUUAGAUAAAAAGGUGGACCACUUCAGGUGCAGUAACUAAAGCUGGGUUGUGGAUGCUCACACAGGCACCACAUUUCUCAAACCACAGGUGAACUAACAGUUGCUUCCGGUCCCCUUGUGGGAUUUACAGACUACAACAAAAAUAUUGGAAUAUUGUCGUUACUUAUCCUGAAAAACAAACAAACAAAUACAGGACUGUCUCAUAAAAUUGGAAUAUUGUGAUAAAGUUCUUUAUUUUCUGUAAUGCAAUAAAAAAAACUAAAAUGUCAUACAUUCUGGAUUCAUUACAAAUCAACUGAAAUAUUGCAAGCCUUUUAUUAUUUUAAUAUUGCUGAUCAAGGCUUACAGUUUAAGAUUAAGAUUCCCAGAAUAUUCUAAUUUUUGGAGAUGUGAUAUUUGAGUUUUCUUUACUAUUUCAGUUGAUUUGUAAUGAAUCCAGAAGUAUGACAUUUUUGUUUUUUUAAUUGCAUUACAGAAAAUCACAAUAUUCUAAUUUUCUGAGACGGUCCUGUAACAUUUUACUUGACCCCCACAGCCAGUUCAGUGUCCGUUAAAAAUGCAACCCCGGGUAAGAUAUUUGUCAUUCUGCAAAGACAAAACCUUUACCUUUAUUAUUUUACCACAUUACUGUUACUGUAGGCUGCGUAGCGAGGCUCUAAAACAAUAUGCCCUCUCUUGUAACUGUAGCUGCUGAUAAUGUUCUUUACUGCUUUUACUUUUACUCCACACUGCCACCUAGCGGGCUCAUCGAGCAUAGCGUCUCAAUGCAAAACGGCAACCAAGUGCUGUUUGAAACUAAGAAUUUCGAUAUACUUUCUGUGUUUGCUUGCUUUUGUGCUGCAGGAUAAAUGCCAUGUAAAUGAAAUUAAAGUGCUUACAAGUAUAUCAGUACACUAAUGAGCAAUGCUGAUUUUUU
Messenger RNA from Cololabis saira (Pacific saury), 3439 nucleotides. RefSeq names its product erythropoietin receptor (gene epor). Gene Ontology annotation, cellular component: membrane; external side of plasma membrane. Bases 93 to 1724 code for a protein of 543 amino acids. The transcript is spliced from 8 exons. The record is from RefSeq and is a predicted model, not a curated record. Gene Ontology annotation, biological process: cytokine-mediated signaling pathway; hemopoiesis; positive regulation of cell population proliferation. NCBI's taxonomy places the organism in Eukaryota, Metazoa, Chordata, Actinopteri, Beloniformes, Belonidae. Gene Ontology annotation, molecular function: cytokine receptor activity; protein binding.